Molecule: messenger RNA, 2959 nt
Organism: Eriocheir sinensis (Chinese mitten crab)
Lineage: Eukaryota; Metazoa; Arthropoda; Malacostraca; Decapoda; Varunidae
Product: myb-related transcription factor, partner of profilin-like
Exons: 3
Coding region: 499-1359 (286 amino acids)
Cellular component (GO): nucleus
Source: RefSeq, a predicted model, not a curated record
CUGGAUUCACUAACGCUUCGCAGAUACGACGUUCUUAAGUGGAUCCAAUAUGGCGGAGAUAAGAAUGUCGUAUUUUGCUAUUCCCAAAAAAAUCUUAAGUCCGCCAUGUUUAGAUUUUUCUGCCUUAGCGCUGUUUCACACUUCCGCCGACAGACGGCAGUGGUGUGGUGUUCCGUUCCGUUCCGUUCCGUCCCUCUGUUGUUGACAUUUUUCCCUCAACCAAUAGGAACGCUUGAUACAUAUGUAAUCUAGAGACAGUAGCCAAUCACAGGAACGUAAACAGUUACACGUGGGCCAGUGAAGAAAACAAUAACAAAUCAUAAGGUAUGAACACAUCAAGAACAUCUCAUAUGAAAUGGAAAACAAGAAAAAAGAAAAUAACUGGGACAUCAUCAGCAAUCAGGAGUUGCCGUUCCAAAGGCUACAACUACGCAUUUACAUCAACGUCGCGUCCUCUAUCCACGCCGCAGCCGCAGGAGCCACGCUGAAGAAGACACCAUGGCAGCCCCUUCAGCCAAGAAACGCCGCCCUAACUUUUCCAACGAAGAACUUCUAGUCCUUAUUAGGGAGGUGACAGACAGAAAAACAAUGUUGCUGGGUAAGCUGGACUCAACACGUGUCACGAGGGAGGGGAAGAACAUGGCGUGGCUGGCUGUGCUGGAGGCUGUCAACGCUGUUGGCGUCACCAGAAGAACUGAGGACGAGGUGAAGAAGAAGUUUCGUGAUUUCCGCUCAUUCGUAAAGAAGAAGGUUGCUGAUGCAAGACAGGAAAUGCUGAGAACAGGAGGAGGACCAACCGCAGACACCAAAUUGAGCGCUGCUGAGGAAGCAAUGGCUGCAUUAAUCAGCGAGGUUGCCAUUGCUGGACAUGCUGAUGUCCCUGACUCUGAAGAAGUUCCAGGAGGCUCAAUGUUUUCUGAAGUUCAAGAGGAUUAUGUAAUCAUGGAGCAUGAUUACUUCCUGCCUCAAAUGUCCCCAGAAAGGCUGCUGGGUAUUACAGCACCCAGCAGCCCAGACCCUUCCACUUUUGAGCCUACUUCAGGAACGCAAACAGAUGCUACAGCACCAAGCCACCCAGAGCCUUCCAGUUCUAGGCUCACUUUGGAAAGACUGACCGGUGCUGCAGCACCUAGCAGCCCAGGCCCUUCCACUACCAGGCCCAGGGUGGAUCCACAUGGGAGGUUUCCCAAAAGAAAGACAGACCCUUUGGCACCAGAAAUGCUGCAAGUUCAAGGAGAAAUAAAGGUUGGUGUUGAAAAGUGUGCUAAUUCACUUGAAAAAAUAUCAGUUUCAAUGAAUUCCAUGGCUCAAAGUUUUCAGGACUUUGUUGAGUUCUACAGGGCACGGAAUUCAAUGUAAAUAAUUUUCUUAUGGUAAAGGUCUUUGUUUUGGUUGUAAGGAGAACAAUUUAAUUAGGUUGUAUUCCCUUUAACAGUGCCUUAAUCCACAGUUCCUAGCUCAGUAAGAACGCUGCUGAUUUGGUCUUGGCUGAUGUGGUGUCUGCUGUCUUUGUCACCCAACACAACAAAAUUUCAUAGAUUCAAGAAAUAUUCAUAAUCAUUUACUUGGCUUCUCUUACACAAGAUAGGUAGAUUUAUUUCAACAUUUUAGGAUGAAUCUGUGAUUUUACAAUUAUAUAGUGGUUUGCAAAACUUGUUUGGGUAAAAAUAAAGUAAUUAUGAUAAGUAUAUGCCACUCUAUAAAGGUAUGUGAUUGCUUGCACAAGACACCACUUACUUGCAUCAUGAAAGACUGAUCUUGAGGGAGAAAGAUUUCAGACAGACUUAUGUGAUGACUACGUAACAUAACUGCAUUAGUUAUGUGUCAGCAGCAGUCUCAUGGCUGGGCACCAGUCGGUUAUGUCUUUUAAUAAUUAUCAGUGAACUGCCACAUCUUGCACCACAACUGUGCCAGAUCACUAAUCACUAUUAGAAAACAGAGUCGACUGGUGCCCGGCCAUGAGGCUGCUGCUGACAGGUAACCAAUGCAGUUAUGUCAUGUAGCCACCAUAUAAGUGUCUAAAAUCUUUCAUUCCCAACCGUUUUUUUUUUUUUUCCCCCCCUCACUGUAAGUAUGAAGCUGAUUCGAGUGUGUUGGGCAUCAGAGAUAUCCGACAGCCAAUCAGCAACGUAGUUAUGUACUCAGCUAGGAGUUAUGAAGCCAGUUUCAGUUAACUAUUAAAUAAGGUUACAAUAGUCAAGUACCUGUUUAUGUAAAAAAAAUGCAUUUAUUUAUUUAUGAAGUUCUUGUGUAUUUGUUUAAAAUAAGUUAUUUAUUUCUUAUCAAUGGAGUCACUUUUUUAUGUAAAAAAUAACCUUUUAUAUUGCCAAUAUUGUAGUCCAUGUGUUUAUGUAAAAAAUAUUCUUGUCAAUGGAGUCAAAGUGUGUUUAUUUUAAUAUCUUAUUACUCCGGUUAAUUUAGACAAUAUUUUUUUUUUAAGAAUUUUUAUAUAUAGCAAAUUUAUUACAAAAAGAUCUCUUAUUUUCUAGUCUCAAUGGUGCAGUAUAAGUACAAGAGUAAGGAAAUGUAUUUUUACACUGACAUAAUAUAUAAAAAAAUAUAUAAAGAUAUUUGACUCAACCUGAAAACAGUAUAUUUACCUUAAUCUAGCAAAGUACCUUGAGACUGUGUAGUACUUGAACUUAUUAAUGUAUUAUAUGGCAAUUCAGCAUUACAGUACAAAUGCUUGUUGGAUGAGUUCUUGCCUCUCAACCCUCCCAUGCCCAACAUUUACAUUACCAAUAUCAGGUGGAUGAGCUUCCUCGUGAUAUUCAACAGCAUCUUGCAUGGGUAUACCUCUCCUCACACAUAAGUUAUGCAGGAGCAUACAAGCUACUGCAAUUUUUCCACAGCGGGCAGGAUCAUACUGGAGUGCCCCUCCUGAUCUAUGAAGACAUCGGAAGCGUGUUUUGAGAGUUCCAAAUGUCUGUUCUACAACAACACGUGUCCUCAUAUGGCU